UCUCUUUAAUAGCAUUAUCAAAAAAUUUGAUAUCAAACUUAAUAAUUCUUUUCCCACGUCCAUCUUGUCGUAAAUGGAAAGAAGGAUGUCUUUUUGAAAGCAAGAAAUAUGACUUCAUUCAAAAAAUAUCAAUUCAAUAAACAUUCUAUCUUGCUUGAGCAGGCGUGAUUGCCGUAUCUUUCAUGGAUUAUGAACAGUUGUUUCUGGCAUAUAAAUUAUCAAGACAUUUCACAGAGGAAAGGGAAGAAGGAAAGAGAUUUUGUAUCUUGUUAUACGAUGGAGAAUCUUUCACAGUUGACGACAUAUUUGCAUCUUCACUACAGUAUGACCAUCCAGUGUUAGAAUGUGUAUCAUCUUGGUUGUUUAGCAAGAACACUGAUAGUGACCUUAAUCAUAUUGUACAAAAGGUUAACAGUUGUUUAAAAGAAUGUUUUCGUCAAUUUCAAAUAAAGUGUGAGAACUUGAGAAAUCAUCCUUUUAGAAAUGUUGGAUCAAAUUCUUCUUCAAUUCCAUUUGAAACGGCAGAUCGCAAGAAAUUAUAUUAUAAAAUUGCCGAUGACGCUGUGAUGAACACAAACUACAUCGCCCAUUUUCUUUUACCUUACAAUGAGAUUUUUAAACUAAAAAAAGAUCCCACUAAAAAUAAAAAUGUGCUGUACAAUGUUCUGAGAAGCUGGGAUGACAAAACAGAGGUUAAAGGUCGCACUUGGAAUCAUUUAAAAUCAGUCCUCUUGUUUUUAUCUCACGAGAAAUUAGUUCACGACAUAGAAGGUAAAGACGAGUGUGAUGGUUUUCCUGUUGCCAUACCUAGAUAUCAGACUCACAAAGACUGCAAUGAAAACAUUAUUAUCACACUUAUCUCGCCUAUACCGAACAUAACCAUUACAAGUCACUCAGAAAAUGAAGUUAGGAAGUUGGAAAAACAGAGUGAAUACAAAGAAGAAGUAUGUGGUGACAAAAUGCUGAUUCAAGUUUUUAAAAACAACUAUUUUACUCCGGACAAGUUAGAAAUAUCAACACUUGAUGAUCCUGUGGUAAACAUAUCUAUACCAAUAGAAGAUACACCUCAUCUACAUUCUUGUCAAAUUGAAAACAUUCAGGUUAUAACGCAUGGGUAUACUGAUAUUUUGGAAUUCCUACACAAGAUACAAAAUGUUGAAGAGACCAACGCUAUAGUAGAAUAUAUCUCUAAUGGAGGAAAUCACAGAACGAAACUUUCACGCAACGAAUGGUAUGCGUUAUGUUGGGAAUAUCUCCGCACGUAUUUUUCUUUAAAAGAUGCAACGCACAUUACAGAAGCCAUACAAUUUCCACCAUACAGAAAGGGAAACAAGAUAUCUGAGUUGGCUUACCUACUCAAAAACGUUUUAAUGGAGAAAGAAAAUGUUGGCGUCAUUACAAGUUAUAAUACCGAGGAGCAUUUAAAUUUCCUAAAAUAUUCUGCGGUCAAAAAUCAUGGAAAUUAUCAGAACAGGAUACUAAUUAUCUUUCCCAACCCUUUAAUUUUCGUCAACAUUAGAUAUUUAAAAUCUGAAAACUUCUGUGAUUUGGAGGACGAAAUUAGGUUUGGUGAAAAUGAUAUUAAGGCCUUGCUUUUCCUAAACAAACAGUUGUUGAUAAAUAAAAAUAAAACAUUCCUUAAUAUUAUUGCAGCACCAAAUCUGACGAAUUGUAAGGAUUCUUUAAUCUGUGGAAUGUGUUACAUUUUAUACAAGAACGAUAUGAAAAACAAAGAAAAUUUAACAAUUCGACUUAACAAUAUUUUAACAGACUUUUGCCACGCUUCUAAGUGUAGCACCGACCGAAACUUAACAUUUAUGAGAAUAAUAAGUAAUAUAUUUGGUUUCCUUGCUACAAGAAAGUCGAUCAGAAAUUAUGUUCCCGCAAUAACAUCUCAACCAGCUGAACAGAUUCAAUCACUAAUGCUGAAUAUUGAACAACUCAAAAUAUUAUACAGCGACGAAAAGAAGAAGAUAAUAUUUGGUAAUUUCGGAUCUGGAAAAUCUUUAUUAGCUCUUUAUCAAAUCAAAGAUCUUGUAGAAUUUGCUGAUAAAGAAACUGUAAUAUAUUACAUUUGCUGGAACUUAAGUAGCAUGCUCGUACACGAUAUUAGAAAGUUUGUUAAAACUAUUCAAAAAAAUUAUUUGGUAAAGAUUCACAUCUUUAACAUAGUUGAUAUGUGUGCACAUUUAAAUCUUACAAGUUUACCUUCGUUAUCAGUUUUUAUCAUAAAGCUAAUUCAAAAGUAUCCAGAAACAGUAUUUCAUCUAUGCGUUGAUGAGUUUGAUGGCGAGCAGCUUGAUUUUGAAGCUGCAACAGAACUCAAAGAAACAUUACAGAGAAAAGAAUUAAUAGAAUCUCAUGUCACUAUAUUACCUCAUUCAUUGAGCAAAAAACGAACGUUUGUUUCGAAGGAAAAGAAACAACCACACUCCAGCUACAGAUACAAGGAAACAGGUAUGAAAAUUUUUAAGCUGACUAAAUGCAUGAGAACAACAGAAAAGAUAUUCAAAUUAACCAAAGCUAUCGGAGAAAAAAUAUGUGAAGAAAACAGUGUUAUAUAUCAACCAAGGCAACUUGAUUCUAACACAAUGUUGCUGCAGGCGGCUGUCGAUAUACAUCCGCAUGAUGGAAAACGUAAUAACGACCUUAAACUAUCAGCGACAAAUUUCACUGGAAAAUAUAGUACUACACACCCAGAAGAAUCAAGCCUACUAAAUAUGACCAAAGGUCCUUCACUUGACAUUAAUGAAUAUCCUGACGACCGUAAAACAUCUCCAGCAACACACAGUCUCAGUAUACAUAAAAAAUCGCUGUUGGAAAGACCACUUGAUAUAGAAGUCAUUGCAGCGAAUACAAACCAGGUUCUAGUACAUAAAUCCAGAAAAACUUUGACACAAUAUGAGUAUCCCGAAACAAGUUCUGUUGGUCACAAUAUAACCGGAUGUAUUCCUAAAUAUGUCACAUUUGUAGAGCAAAAUGACUUUUCAAUGCAGUCGUUAUCACAUGAUUUGACUUCAAAACUAGCCAUACUACUAAAAAAUUGGUUUUCGCAAAAUAGUAUCAGAAUUCUUGUUUUGUGCAAUACGCCAUUUCAUUAUUUUGUCAUGAAAAGUGUGCUAAAACUUCUGAAUAUCGAUUUCAUUGAAUAUAUUGAUUAUUCAGAUUGGCAACCUACAGGUAAAACUGGAGAAUUGGCCUCCCUUACACAGAGUAAAUGCACGUUGACAAAUUAUGUUGGAAGUCGUGGUAAUGAAGCUGAUAAAGUCAUGGUUGUUAUUGAUCCAGCUGCCACAAAGCUUAAGCAUUUAACGCUUGAAUGUAUGACGCGAUGCCAGGACGAUUUAUUAAUAAUUGGGAUAAAUGAUCCGCUUAAAUCGAAAAAGAAACGGGGUUUUAGAACCAUUUUCAACUUGCAAAAGAGUGAAUCUUCAAUAGGCAAGAUUCUGGAUGAGGUGGAAGAUGAUGGGUUGCUUCAACGUAAUCAAUGGAGUAGUAUUUCUCUUGAUGAUGAAGAAAUUUCUAUUGUUAAGGAAAAGUUGCAGAUUAAUGUCCAAUCUAAGACAUAUCGGGAAUACCUGGAUGUAUUGAAAGACGUAGAAGUGCCAUUUAAAGACAUACCAAGAAAUAUAAACAUGGAUGCAACUGCGCUUAAACAGCUUCAGAUUACAGAUUCAGUUAAGAAUUUAAAGUGUUCAUACAAGAAUGAAAAGGAAUGUUCGUUAAAUUGGGAAGCUGAAGGGUUUACUUAUAUAAUACGUGCAAAAGAAACACACAGUAACAGUGACUGGUAUGAAGUAUGCCGAACUCGUCAAUCACCGUGUACAGUAAAGAACUUAAAACUCGUCUCCCGAUACAUGUUUUCUGUGACUGCUGUUAGCAGUUUGGAUCAUUCAGAGGAUAAAGUAGUCGAAUAUUUUCAUAACAAAAGAAAAUGCUCAGAUGUCUUUGCUGAUAUCAAGAAACUUAUUAGAGAUGAAAAUAUUGACGAAUUUCAAAGACUUCUCUCCAUCCUCCCAAACAUCGUCCAUAUGAGAGAUGAAGAGGAAGACACGCCAUUGAUGUGGACAGCACGUUACACCGACAAUUCAUCAAUGGUGAAACUUCUCAUCAAAUAUGGAUGUGAUGUUUGGGCAUUUGAAAAGAAGUACGAAUUGAACAGUUAUCAUUACGCUGCGAGAAACGAUCGUCACACAAUAUUAAACACAUUAUGUCGUCAUGACGUAACAUACAUCAACCGUGGAAAUGUUAACAACUGGACACCAUUACAUUUGGCCUCACUUCGUGGUUACAUCUCAUGUGUUGAUGUUUUGUUGCGUCACACUAAUAUUGAUGUGGCGAUUAAAAGCAAAAAUGGACAAACUGCGUAUGAUAUGGCUGGAAGAGGAGAUAAUAAACAAAAUCGUGACAUAAUUAGAUUGAAGAUUACAGAUUACGAAAAGUCGAGAAAAAAAUCAGGAGAAUAGAGAUUAUUUAAUUGCGCAAAACUAACAAAGAAAAUCUGCUAGAAAACAAUGAUCAAAUUUUUUACGCUACUUCAAGUCUACCAUCUGAAUGCGUUGGGAAACAAUUUUUGUUAGAAUGUUCGAAAAACACAAUACUUUCCAGACUGUCUGAAGAGUUUCUCAUUAAUAAAUCCUUCAUCUCAAGCUUUUUGUAAUACAGGAAAAUUUAGGCGAGAAUUUUAAUUACAAAGUUGAUUUUGCAUGUUUUUUGUACUGAAAAU
Molecule: messenger RNA, 4726 nt
Organism: Hydractinia symbiolongicarpus
Lineage: Eukaryota; Metazoa; Cnidaria; Hydrozoa; Anthoathecata; Hydractiniidae
Exons: 13
Coding region: 183-4466 (1427 amino acids)
Molecular function (GO): protein binding
Source: RefSeq, a predicted model, not a curated record